ACCACCGCUCCUCAUCUGAGCUCCGUCGAGAAACCAACAAAGGAUCCAAAAAGAGUCAGACGCCCAAGCCACCAUGGCGAACCCAUCCACGAGCUCGCGGUCGUCGUGCGCGGCUCCCAGUGGCACCAAGCUCACCUGCCUCUGCUCGCCGACCAACCACCCGGGCUCCUUCCGCUGCACUCGCCACCGCAACCCGCGGGGGCGACCGCAGACGUCCUCGCCGCCGUCGUCCGGCCGCCCGUCGCAUCAGUCGGCCGCUUCUGGCGCGAGCGCGGCGGUGCGCGUCGAGGGGAUCGUCAGGAGCGGCGGUGUCGGCACGGGCGGCAGGACCGGCAAGGGCCGGUUCGUCCUGCGCGCGCACCUGCUGCGGCUGGUCAGCCCGCCGUCCUCCGACGGCCACGACCACCGCCGCUGCCGCGACUUCAAGCCCCGCCCGUCCAGGCUGGGGCGCCUAGCCGUGACCGCGUGACGGGGGCCGGCCGGCCGGCCGCCGCUGCUCACCUGCUCUGCUUCGCAGCUGGUAGUACGCAGCUCACUAGUCACUAGUGGUGAACGGUGCGCCUCUAUUUCGCGCGCACCGAGAAUCCAAAAAGGGUCAGACGCCCAGGCCACCAUGGCGAACCCAUCCACGAGCUCCAGGCCGUCGUGCGCGGCUCCCAGUGGCACCAAGCUCACCCUGCCUCUGCUCACCGACGAAUCACCCGGGCUCCUUCCGCUGCACCCGCCACCGCAACCCGCGGGGGCGACCGCAGACGUCGUCGCCGCCGUCGUCAAGCCGGGCCUGGCAGCAGGCCGCGGCUUCGGGCGCGAGCGCCACGGUGCGCGUCGAGGGGAUU
This is a messenger RNA of Triticum aestivum (bread wheat), 836 nucleotides long. RefSeq lists its product as uncharacterized. The coding region runs from base 74 to 469 and encodes 131 amino acids. The transcript has a single exon. The record is from RefSeq and is a predicted model, not a curated record. Lineage: Eukaryota; Viridiplantae; Streptophyta; Magnoliopsida; Poales; Poaceae.